Molecule: messenger RNA, 744 nt
Organism: Quercus lobata
Lineage: Eukaryota; Viridiplantae; Streptophyta; Magnoliopsida; Fagales; Fagaceae
Product: ubiquitin carboxyl-terminal hydrolase 13-like
Exons: 5
Coding region: 1-744 (247 amino acids)
Molecular function (GO): protein binding
Source: RefSeq, a predicted model, not a curated record
AUGUUAGACAUCUGUGAUGCCAUCAGGUUGUCUCUCUAUCCAAAAGGAAUUGAGAAGAGUAGGAAUGGUCAUAUCUCCCUUUACUUAGCAAUCACUGAGACGGGAGAACUUCCUCUUGGUUGGGAAGUUAAUGCCAGCUUCAAAUUGUUUGUAUUUGAUCAGAUACGGGACGAAUUCAAUGACAUAAAUAGCGAAUGGGGAUUUGCCAAAUUUCUUCCCCUUGAUACCUUUAAUGAUGCUUCUCAAGGAUACCUUGUCAAUAACUGUUGCGUAUUUGCUGCGGAGGUUUUUGUUCAUGAACACAAUGUCAAAAGGCAGUGUCUUUCCUUUAUUGUAGAACCCUAUAACAGCACUUUGACUUGGAAGAUUGAAAAAUUUUCGACACUGAAUGAAGAAUAUUAUUUUUCUCAAGAAUUCACUGAUCGAGAUUCAAAAUGGAAGUUAAUGUUCUAUCCCAAAGGAGAUUCUACUGUAAAAAAUCCAGCCGUAUCAGUCAACUUGUUCUUAUGCGAUUGUCUUCCAUCAGAGCAAAAUGUUUUUGUAGAAUACAAGCUGCGCGUAAGGGAUCAAAUCAAAGGAAAGCACAAAGAAAAUAGAGCUGAAGAUUGGUUUUCUUCUUCAAAAGACUUGGGUUAUCCAGAAUUUUUGCUCCUAAAGGAUCUCAAUGAUGCAUCAAAAGGGUUUCUUAUGAAUGACACUGUACUUGUAGAAGCAGAAAUUAUAGUGAUGUCUAAACUUAAGUAG